This is a messenger RNA of Drosophila serrata, 1787 nucleotides long. It is a transcript of the gene ebd2, whose product is annotated as earthbound 2. Gene Ontology annotation, molecular function: DNA binding. The record is from RefSeq and is a predicted model, not a curated record. NCBI's taxonomy places the organism in Eukaryota, Metazoa, Arthropoda, Insecta, Diptera, Drosophilidae.
CAAAGCCAAGGCGCAGUCUGCCAACAAGUCGCUAGUUUCACUACGCAACCCUCGCUGGCAAAACGUCAAGCCAGAUGAAGGGGUUAUUCAACAAGAUCUUUGGAGCAGAGAGCAGGUGCUGCCAGGUCCCAACAGAGUUCAGUUGGAGUUCUAUAUAAAACAGGCUUUAUUGCUAAAGGGACUGCAAGGAGAGCUUAAGUUCCUUUGACAUUCUUUUCACCUUAAGGUUAAAUUAAGGAUGUUUUUCUUUUUAGAAACCAGUUCUAAAUGUAAUCCUUAGCUAGGGACGAGACUUUCUAAUUUAUUUACCUUCGAAAGGAAUCGUCGCAGUUCCACUCGCACAGACAACACAUUCUCCGGUUGUCUCUCUCUGAUGUCAGUUCAUUGCGAACAGAGGGUUCGUAGGUGAGAGCGAGGCAACAACAACAGCGCAAUUGGCUUGGAGGAAGCUGCUGCGCAGUUUGCGGAAAACAAGAAGAGGAGAAUUCAAGAAGGAGGAGAAAACCACAAAACUAGUCUAAACUCUGUGAAUUGAAGUAAAACAAUUGAAAUGGCAGCCAUAGCAGCAUUACCAACGGCGACGCUGCGGCGCAACAACAACAACAAAGGGAACAAAUCCCGUCGCAAUGAGCGUAAUAUCCUGACAUUUUACGAGAAGAUUGCCGUAAUCCGUUACUAUGAGGAGACCAAUAUCUCUAGGAACAGCCUGGCCAAGAUGUUCCACUGCUGCGCCACCCAAAUACGUCGGAUUCUGGAGAAGAAGAAGGAGCUGCUCCAACAACUGGCCACCUUGAGCGAAGCUGAUGCGUCCAUUAUAAUUGAGGAGAUGACGCGCAAGCGUCGAAAGUUCGAAAUGAGCGCCAUUAGUUUCCUACUCCACGAGUGGGUGGAACGAUGCCGGCAACUCCAUCUAAACCUGAGCAUCCGAAACCAGAAGCUGAAGGAAACCGCUCUACGGAUGGCUGCAGUUCUGAACCUGCCCUCCUUUAGACCCUCCUACCGCUGGCUGAAUCGCUUCCGCGGAAAGUACAAGUACGAGGAGGACGACUUGGGCUACCAGGGCGAGAAUCCCAUCGCACAAGACCUGCCCGUCGAAGAGAUCAUUGUGGAGUUUAAGCAGGCUCUGCCUAACUUCAUGCAACGCGAGCUGUCCGACUCGGCUGAAGGGGACUCCAACAACCAAGAACUAUUGCCCAAAUUACCCGACUUGGUUAAUCUGUCCAGCGAGAACAGCCUGAUGUCUGACCACCUCGAAGAGGGCGAUGAGGAAGUCGUGGAGGUGGUCACCUGUGAGCCCAGUAUGAUGGAUUCACCGGCCAGCAUGGCGGACGAACAGGAAGCCCCCGCCGAAGAGCAGCCCAAUUCGGAUGAGCAGAUGAUUGCCGGCACCAGCACCUUGCUCAACGGCGUCUUUCCCCACCUAGCCAUCAUCCACCAGUUCGCUCUAAUGAACUCGGACAUUAAAGCCUUGGAGUUGAUCUCACAGUUGGGCGUGCAUAUGCAACAGCAGGCUGCUUCGGGAGCUUACCGCACCCUAUCGCUGGCCACGAGUUCAGAGUCUGGAGGGAAUCCAGAUAUUAGCUCUCUGCCGGAACUGCCACCGGGCAGUAUCUAUGCAGACAUCGAUGACAUUGAGCUGAUAGAGUAAGAGCACCAAAUACCAAGUCGUAUCCUAAGCUAGCCUUAACUUCAAUGCCAUAAUAUAUGCCGUUUAUUUAGAGAAGUACGGAUUUUAAGUUAUUUUAAGAUGUGCGAUCAAGUCUAUUGUCAACCGAGUUGAAUUACAA